Belonocnema kinseyi is the source of this 2510-nucleotide messenger RNA. RefSeq names its product transcription initiation factor TFIID subunit 6-like. Gene Ontology annotation, cellular component: SAGA complex; transcription factor TFIID complex; SLIK (SAGA-like) complex. Gene Ontology annotation, biological process: transcription initiation at RNA polymerase II promoter; RNA polymerase II preinitiation complex assembly. The record is from RefSeq and is a predicted model, not a curated record. NCBI's taxonomy places the organism in Eukaryota, Metazoa, Arthropoda, Insecta, Hymenoptera, Cynipidae. Bases 280 to 2205 code for a protein of 641 amino acids. Gene Ontology annotation, molecular function: protein heterodimerization activity; RNA polymerase II general transcription initiation factor activity; transcription coactivator activity. The transcript has 9 exons.
UUGGCUUGCCAACAGUCUUCCAGCGAGUCGCCGACGACUGACGGCGGUCAGUCGGUGAAGUAGAGUUGAGUAGAGUUGCAUUGAGUGACUACACUACAGCAGUGAUGUUGGAUUGGUGCAGUGAUCUGUGGGUGCAGUGUGCAGUGCUGCGUAGCGUUGUAGAAUAUCUUAUGUUUUGGUGUAAAAAACACAACAUUUAUUAAAAAAAAUCGGUAGAAAGAUUUUUUCUCUUUCCGCAUUUGAUCCUAAGACUGAAACAAAUAUAAAUAUAGGUCAAAAAUGAAACUUUUUCCGAAUAUGGGUCAGUCAGAAAAACAUGGGCUCAAUGUAAGUGAAAAUGAAUCCGUGUAUGGAACAACACUGUCCCAAGAGUCAAUCAAAGUGAUAGCUGAGAGUAUCGGUCUCGGAACUUUACCAGAUGAAGCUGCUAAAGAUCUGGCAGAAGAUGUCAGUUACAAACUGAAAGAAAUUAUACAGGAUGCAGCAAAAUUCAUGAGGCACGGAAAGCGAAAAUGUUUGUCCACGCAAGACAUUGAUUACGCGUUAAAAAUUAAAAAUAUAGAACCAACUUAUGGAUUCCUUGCUAAAGAUCACAUACCUUUUCGAUUUACGUCUGGUGGUGGUCGUGAACUCCAUUUCGUAGAAGAGAAAGAAAUUGAUCUUAACGAUAUUAUGUCGGCAUCCGGUGGGACAAACUGGCCCAAAUUACCUUUAGAAGUGAAGUUACGAGCUCAUUGGCUGUGUGUCGAUGGUGUGCAACCUACUGUUCCUGAAAAUCCUCCACCCAUUUCCAAAGACAUCCAAAAAUUGGAAAGCGUCGACCCUACGAGGAAGCUCAACAAUUCAAGUCAAAAUAUGGGAGAAGGAAAGCCAGGUGGUGGCAGUAAAACUCAGAAAUUCCGAAACGUGGAGACUGUUCAAGUGAAGCAAUUAGCAAAACACGAACUGAGCGCGGAACAGCAAUUAUAUUACAAAGAAAUAACAGAGGCCUGUGUGGGUUCCAUCGAAGACCGUCGGGCUGAGGCGUUGCAAUCUCUUUCUGCUGACCCAGGCUUGCACCAAAUGCUUGCUCGAAUGUGCACAUUUAUUGCGGAAGGAGUGCGAGUUAACGUAGUUCAAAAUCAUCUUCCUAUUCUCAUUUAUCUUAUGCGCAUGGUGAGAGCACUAUUGGACAAUCAAAGUCUUUAUCUAGAAAAAUACCUCCAUGAACUCGUACCUUCUGUGGUGACAUGCAUAGUAACUAAGCAACUUUGUAUGAGACCUGAAGUGGAUAAUCACUGGGCACUUCGAGAUUUCGCCGCUCGUGUGAUGUCGCAAAUUUGCAAAAACUUUAACACAUCUACCAAUAAUCUUCAAACUAGAGUCACUCGGAUGUUUAGUCAAGCCUUAUCAAAAACUAACCAGACACCUCUAGCAUCUUUGUAUGGCGCAAUUGCUGGUCUUUGCGAAUUGGGACCUGAGGUUGUGAAAUCAUUGGUUGUGCCAAAAUUGAGGACAAUAUCAGAUCGGCUUGAAUCAAGUACAGACACUUUUGGGUUUUCCACUGCAGACAGAAAUGCUGUCGGUCAUAUCAAAACUUUGUUAUUGAAAUCAGUAGCUCCGGUCUUGAAAACAGUUCGACCAUCUCCUGAUUUUGUUGAAGAGUACAAAGAAGAUUUUGGAUACAUUGGGCCAGCCUUAUGCGCUGCAGUUGCUAAGGCACGAGCGCAACCAGCUGCUGCAGGAACUAAUUUCUCAACAACAGUUAAUUUGAACACAAAUCAACAUCAGUCUGCAAUUAAUACUGGGAAGACUGUUGCGCAAACAGUUUCGAGUCUAAGUCCAGGACAGUCUCAACCGACCCGUUCCAUUAUGUUGAACCCAGGACGAAGUAGUAUCCCAUCUUCCACGGGAAAAUAUGUAAUUUUACAAUCUCGUCCGCAAACUCCGACAUCCUCUGGAAUUUCUCAGAAUAUUGGACAGCAGCAGCAUGUACAAAGCCAACAACCACCACAAGUAAAAAUAACUCAAAGUGUCCCUGGUCAGCAAAUACCAUAUGUACAAAGCCCAGCUCCAAAGGUAGUUAUGGUGUGCAUGCCCAAUAGCAGUCAUUGUGUCACAACAACCGUGUCUCAGGCGGCAUUGGGGGCCCAGCAGCAAAUUUUCGUUACGCAACAAAAUGUCGAGCACACACACAACCCAUUGGAUGACCAUUCAUUUCAGUAAAAGUGAUUAAUCUAAUCUUUGAUUUUUAAUAGUACUGCGAGUAAGUAUUGCAUUUGUAGUUUAUAGAAAGGACACCUUUGUUUCUUCAUAGAAAAUCUUACUCGAAUAAUUACGGCAAAUUAAAACUUAUAUUGUUGACAAACAUCGAUUAUUUAAAAAACAAAAAAACUUUUAGUUCUAUAGACUUAAAGGCUGUGAGAGGCUCAUAACAGCCAUUUUUUCUCUUUACUUUGCAAAUAUUAUGUUAUGAGUUUACGUAUUCUGUUAUGCGCUUGCAUAGAAAUCUUAAUUUUAUGAUAUUAAAA